This is a messenger RNA of Chenopodium quinoa (quinoa), 3092 nucleotides long. RefSeq names its product beta-glucuronosyltransferase GlcAT14B-like. The record is from RefSeq and is a predicted model, not a curated record. Gene Ontology annotation, molecular function: glucuronosyltransferase activity. Bases 1111 to 2394 code for a protein of 427 amino acids. Lineage: Eukaryota; Viridiplantae; Streptophyta; Magnoliopsida; Caryophyllales; Amaranthaceae. Gene Ontology annotation, cellular component: membrane. The transcript has 4 exons.
UUACAAAAGAUAUGUAAACGAAAAUUAGAAGAUUUAAUAUGAUUUAACUAGAAUAAAAAUAAAUAAAUAUAGAGUAAGUAUUAGUAACAAGAACAAGUUGAAGAGAUUAAAGCCCAACACUCCAUUUCUCGAGUUUUCCUUUCUUUUAUCAUUGGUGAGAUUAUCUUUUCAUUUUCCCGUACCCAUUCUUUACCCUAAUACCACUCCACGAUCCUCCGGUAACAGAUUGCUUGCUGUUGAAAAAAAAUAAAAAAAAUUAUAACCCUAAGUCCCUAAGUGUUUUACACUUUUAUCAGACCCUACCCCCCUCUAAUCUAUAUCCCUUUAAACAAACUUAAGACUUAUCAUAUGGUUUAAAAAAAAAAAAACUUAAGAUUUAUCAUAUCUCCAUUACUUUACCCACAAACACCUCUAUCCUAUGAUCAAAAGAUGGUCGAUUUUUUAUAUGGUUUGAUCCAAUCAUCCAAUUACUUUAUUGACCUAUGCCAUGGUGUCAAUGGUGCAAAUGCACCCUACUUGCUUCUUCCUAGAGUUCUUACUAUGUACAACACACGCACCAUUAAAGUUACAACCGAUAACAUCUUCUAUGCUCGAGUAUAUAAUUGAAUUCGUAACAUCCCGACUCCCAAAACAAUGAUCCUCUUUGUCAAAAGAACUUGAUUAAUAGUCCCCACCACUUUACCAUUGCCGAUUAAUAAAGUAACUCGAGUGAGUCCUCUCUCAACUUUUUGUACAACCCUACUUAUAUACAAAGUCUUGCACAAAGUCCACCUUUUUCCUAGCCUUUUUUCUCUUUCUCUAAUUAAACAAUGAAUUGACUCUAAAAUUUAGCACAGUAGUAGUAAAGAACAUCAUGAUUUUUAGAUUUUUGUUUUCCCAUCAUUUUUUUUUUUGAUUUAUAAUCACACCUUUCAACCACCAUAUUCUAUCGCACCACCAUUCACCCACUUCCCCAAAUUAAAUUCCUCAUACUUUUCACCUGAAUCAACAAAUUAAUACCCAACAACAACAAACUUCCCAAAAUUAUACAAAAUUAACCAAAAUUUUUAAUUAAUUUUUUGUUCCCCAAAUUCCAAUGCAAUAUACAGAAUUAGCAACAACAAAAUCAACAUGGAUUUGAGCAACAAAUUAACCCAAAUCCAAAAAAGGAAGAAAUGGUUCUUUCUAUUAUUACUUCCUUUCUUAAUUCUACUCUCCAUUUUCACUUCAUUUAACUCAAAAACCCCAUUUUACAAAACCCAUCAAUUCCAUCAAAAAAACCCUCAAAACCCUGAAUUUGUUGAAUCAAAGUUGAAAAUUUCACCAAUUUCCAAAAACCCGAUUCCAAAAAUUGCUUAUUUGAUCUCUGGUUCAAGGGGUGAUGGUGAAAGUUUGAAAAGAACAUUAAAAGCUCUUUACCAUCCAUUAAAUCAGUAUGCUGUUCAUCUUGAUUUAGAAGCUCCACCUGACGAAAGAUUGGAUUUAAUGGAUUUUGUAGAGAGAGAAAGUGUUUUUAGAGAGAUGGGAAAUGUUAGAGUUGUGGCAAAGAGUAAUUUGGUUACUUAUAGGGGACCCACUAUGGUGAGCAAUACACUUCAUGCUAUGGCUAUUUUGUUGAAGGAAGGUGGUACUUGGGAUUGGUUCAUCAAUUUGAGUGCUUCUGAUUAUCCUCUUGUAACACAGGAUGAUUUGCUGCAUGUAUUAUCAACCAUACCAAGAGAACUUAAUUUUAUUGAGCAUACUAGUGACAUUGGGUGGAAAGAGUAUCAGAGAGCAAGACCUGUUAUAAUCGACCCUGGGCUGUACAGCACUCAAAAAUCUGAUGUCUAUUGGGUCCCUGAAAGAAGAGGCAUUCCUACAGCAUUUAAAUUAUACACAGGUUCUGCUUGGAUGAUGCUUUCUCGGCCUUUUGUUGAGUAUUGCCUAUGGGGUUGGGACAACCUCCCAAGGACAGUUUUGAUGUAUUAUGCCAACUUUCUUUCCUCACCAGAGGGGUAUUUUCACACUGUUAUCUGCAAUGUUGAGGAGUUUAAGAACACAACAGUGAACCACGACUUACACUUCAUAUCAUGGGAUAAUCCUCCUAAGCAACAUCCACAUUUUCUGACAGUUGAUGACUAUGAGAAAAUGGUGGAAAGCAAUGCCCCCUUUGCCAGGAAAUUUGGUAGGAAAGAAGCUGUGAUGGAUAAGAUCGACGCUGAGCUUUUGGGAAGUGAUGACAGUGGGUUUGUGCCCGGAAAAUGGUUGGUCAGAGAAAAUGAAAACAGUACAGAUGGUUCUCUGUCUUACUCAGUGGCAAAUGGCACGAUUGAACUUAGGCCAGGUCCUGGUGCUGAUAGGCUCAAACGCCUCAUUAAAAAACUAUUAUCAAAGGAAAUUUUUUAUCCUAGGCAAUGCACCUCAAUUCCAUUAUGAUUCAGUCUCUGAAUCUCCCACUUCACACGGCUUUUUCUUGGUUCAAAUGAAUGCUGAGCAUCAACAGAAAAUAAGAACUGAUAGAUAUAUAUUUAUACUGGCUAGUUUACUGUCCCUGCUUCAUCUUUCAGGUCAGUUUACUUUUUGAGAUGUGAAAUUAGUUGCAACAUAUAGAUGGGUUACAUGGAUAUUGGUUUUUGUAUAUUCGAUCAAUGGUAUAGUCUUUCUCCAAACCUCUGUUUCAUUCAUAUGACAUGAACUAUGAAGUAUGCUUCAACUCCCAAUAGUCCCUUACCUAUCUAGUGCAUGUGAAGGUUUCACUCAGCACGGAGCAUGGUCUUAGGGUGCACACACUCUCUUGCACACCUAAAUUACAUGAUUUCAUAUUCUUCAAUAUACUUGAUUUGUAUACAUUGUUUCAUCACUCAUUUACCAACUCCGCCCUCGUAUAAGCAGCCUAUAGCUAGGAAUAAUGGUGAGUUUAAUAUAUUGGUUGGUUAGUUUUCCCUACUUGUAAUUUUUCAUUAGCUAUUGGGUGAUAGAACUUACUGCAAGAUUGAAUGAUGAAUUUGCUUCAUACAUAUGGUAUGCUGUACUCAAAUACAAAGAUUUAUAUAGAUAAUGUCUUUGUAGAUUAGUAAUAUUUGGACUUAACUUUAAUAUCUCGGAUUCUCGAAAUUAUUGGGAAGAUGUCUUUA